AUCACGGCGCCGGCAUUGCAGCAAUACUAAUAUUGAUAUAGUACAACAAUAAAUUGAUAUGCCAGAUAUGUUCAAAUCCAUAAUAAUCCGAAACUUUGCCACAGCAAUCAAAAAGACUAAACCAAAACCAAAGAACCUAACUGCGAAAGGACGCGCGGUCAAAAAUUUAAAUUAUGAGAAUAAGGCGCUUUUUGGGGCCGUUGUCAAGAAGGAGAAUGAUGCAACUGCACCACUCAAACCAUCUAAAUCAAAUCAAACUGAAAGUGCUUCCGAAAUGCACUGGUUGUUACAAAGUGAAAAUCCUUUUAGGAAACACAUUCGAUCCUCGAAUAACGACAGCAAAAUUCACAUCAAUCAUUCGCCGCCGUCGCACGGACUGACCAUACCAUUCAGUGAUAAGGAACUGAGAUCAGUUCUGACAUUCCCGCUUGUUCCUACGGCAAAUGGUACACUGGAGAGGACGUGGACUCGCCACGAGCAGUUUGAAACAGAUCAGUACAAAUCGCCCUCGGUGAGCAAAAUUCUGAGUUCAACAAUGCCGGAGGCAGCCCGACAAGCUCUUUUCAAGUGGAAGGCAUCCAAGAUUGCUCUACUAGGGGAAGAAGGUUUCGCGGAGUUUCAAAAGGCUACGCUAGAAAGAGGCAGCAAUUUACACUCGUGUUUGGAAAGUUGGCUCAAUAAUGAGGAAAUCGAUCGCGAAAGGCUGGAUAAGGCUAGGGAGUUGUGGACCAGUAUCCACGGAUCACUGGAGAGAGUUGAAAGACCGGCUCGGGUGAUUGAAAGGAAGAUCUACCAUCCGUUUUUGCAUUACAACGGAGUUGUGGAUUGCAUCUCAUCACUGGACAAAAAACUCCACAUCAUCGAGUGGAAAACAUCGGAGAAACAGAAAUCUUCUCUGUCAGCAACAUACGAUGCACCCGUUCAGCUGUGUGCCUAUCUGGGAGCAUUGAAGACGGAGCCGGAAUUCAGCGGAUUGGAAAUCACCGAUGGAGCAGUGUUUGUGGCUUAUACGACGGGCGAUCCGGCACACGUGCAUUUAAUCAAUUCAGUGAAACUGAAAAAGUAUUGGGCACUUUGGUUGCGACGGUUGCAGGAAUAUUGGAUACGGUAUCGCGAUGAAACACUGCCGGAACCGAUUUGAAGUGGUGUAUUUUUGUCAAGUUAACUUUCAAGGGGAAAUAAACUGUUGCAGCUGUAAG
Molecule: messenger RNA, 1199 nt
Organism: Ochlerotatus camptorhynchus
Lineage: Eukaryota; Metazoa; Arthropoda; Insecta; Diptera; Culicidae
Product: mitochondrial genome maintenance exonuclease 1-like
Exons: 3
Coding region: 59-1141 (360 amino acids)
Biological process (GO): mitochondrial DNA replication
Cellular component (GO): mitochondrion
Molecular function (GO): single-stranded DNA exodeoxyribonuclease activity
Source: RefSeq, a predicted model, not a curated record